UUGGUAGGCGGUUUGUUUGGAUUUCUUCUCCUGCCUGCCACACUACAAGCUGUACGGAUUCAACAGUUUAAUUCAAAAAACUAUCCAAUACAACUGCUAAUAUUAUAGCAUCUGAGGAAGGAUGGAUGAAUCUAAGAAACGCCUAGUGCAGCGACUCAUAAGAAGGAUACCGACUAAAAUGCUGAAAACAACGCUGCAGAAGUGGGGCCAUUUGACAGGGGAACAGCAUCGGGCCAUGGAUAGCAUUCAGUCCAAAUGGGCGCUAACGGAAAGCCUACUCGCUAUUUGCGAGGAAAACGAGUUGGCAGUUAAACACCUCACAGAACUCGAGAUGAUUUAUAUGAUGGACAAUCCAGACCAAGGGAUGUGGUAUGCCUUCCAGCUUACCGACCCUGGAGAUGAUGCUCAAUCUGUGGAUCUGAUGCAGUUCAAGGAACAAUUUAAAUCUCACCUAAGAGAACUUGUGAGACAAGUGUCCGUCAAAAUAAAAAAACACACAGAUGAAGCCGUUUGGAUUCGGAUUGCAUGGGGAGACGCCUACUCUCGCCCCGACCAUCUCAAACCAACAUAUGUUGUUCACUAUCUUCAAACACCAUAUGUCUUUGUGACCCGUCUGAAUUCAAAGCAAAAGCCCAUGUUAUUCCAGGCCAUGGUUCUGUCCACCAGGUAUCAAUAUUUCAAGGAUGCCAACCUCAGUGGCCGGAAUCUCACUGCCAUUAGGGACCUGCUAAUGAGGAAAUAUCAACAGGUCUUCCCCACCAAGUAUCCCAGCCCUCUCACAGAAAGAAAACAAACAGUCACAAACCCACACGUAGAAAGAGAACAAGCUAAGCCUGCAGCAAACAGACUUCAGAUGGCCUGUGAGGCCUUUGGUGGUGGGACGUUACCUCAGCUACAGUCUGCUGUUUACAAGCUGGAGACAAAGUUCAGAGACCACACCAACACACUCAUGACGGAGCGAGAGGAGCCCUUCAGAUGUGUUGUCAAAUUUUCCAGCACAAACCUCCUGGAGUCACUCAAAAACUGCGCAUCUUCAGGAAUUGCAUCCACCCCAGUCACACCUCUGCUUUCAUCUAUACCCCUAAAAGGAAAGAAUUAUUUUGUCAUCACAGACAAUGUACCUGGUCCUUCCUCACAAAUGCGCCAAACACAGAACUGAUGGCCGACAGGGGCCGUUUCUCAAUGUCGAGUAUACCUGCUGCAGAGCCACUAGUUCAAGUAUACUAUGUCAUCGAGUGGCGCCGAAGGACUGUUUUAAAUGCAUGUUAAAUGCCCAGCAUUCGACGCCACUCGAUGACGUAGUAUACUUGAACUAGUGGCUCUGCAGCAGGUUUACUUGAUUUUGAAGGAGUGAAAGCAUGGCGCCAUGUCUGGUCAACCCAGGGUUUGCUUUUAUUGUUCUAUCCUCAAUCUCCUUGUUCAAGAGCCACUGCCCCUCCAAGAUCUGUAGCAAUUAAUGUACCUUUAUUACCCAGUUGCAAAUAUCUUAUUAGUUUUUUUUUCUUUUUUUCUUUUUAGUGCAAGAAUGUUAUUUCUAUGAAAUAUAUAUGUCCCAAAUUGAAUAUAAAGCUGUAACAUUGUUUUGUGGAGU
Gymnodraco acuticeps is the source of this 1591-nucleotide messenger RNA. RefSeq names its product centromere protein N (gene cenpn). Gene Ontology annotation, biological process: CENP-A containing chromatin assembly; chromosome segregation. Lineage: Eukaryota; Metazoa; Chordata; Actinopteri; Perciformes; Bathydraconidae. The coding region runs from base 122 to 1159 and encodes 345 amino acids. The record is from RefSeq and is a predicted model, not a curated record. The transcript has 10 exons.